CGUUUUUCUUUUUUUUCCAAAAGCUUUUUGUCUCCCCCCCCCCCCCCCCCCCCUUCUUGUUUUUGCAUAUUGUAGCUCUACUUAAAACCUCAUUAAGAUCCAAAUGUGCAACAUGCUAAUGUAACCCAGGUUAACUGGAUGCUCAAAAGUAAAAGCCUGUUAAUAAAAACAGCAAUAAAUACUUUGUAUAAAGAAACAAUAUGAGACAAUGUGGUUAUAUAAUCUGUAAAUAUGUGUAGAAUAAUCUAUGUUGUUUAAAACCUGUUAAAAUGUGAAAAUAAUGUAAAUUCAUUGGUUAUUGUAAUUUACGUAUGAAUUACGAAAAUGUGACUUUAUUUUGAAAGGGUACGUUGCUACGUAACCUAUGUGACUAGCUACAUUUCCUGUGUAGAGGAGGGAGAACAUUACGCAGUCAGCACAUAGUGCGCAGCAGAAUGAGAAGAGCAGGAAACUUUCCAGAAAAAUAUGAAAACGUGUCUAAAUACUAUUUUUGUUGUCUGAAGAAAGUGCAAAGAAGGUAUUUUUGAUUUUCCACCGUGUUCCUGUUUUGGAGAUGUUUUAUUUUCUCGAACGGGACUUGGCCAAUUAGAUUGGGUUGAAGAACUAUCGAGAUAGAUCGACAUAAGAGAACAUGUGCAGGAGCACAUGUGCUUGAGAUAAAGAUGGCGAGCCACCCACGGAACCUGUGAACUGCGCAUGCGCUAGGACCAGUUCAGGCGCAACAAGCCCUCUGCUGACCGGUGCAUGGUACUACAACUGGUAGGAUUAUCCAUUGUUUCUGCAAAACUGCAGUGGACCAAGGAUAACCGCUGGAUUGUCCAAGACAAUCAAAGUACUAACAAAUAGAAAAGAAAGAAAAAGACUUAAUUUGGUUAUUCAGUCUUUUGCUGAAUUAUUUUGAAUUUGGUACAUUGUUCUAUUCUUUUGGUAUUUUCCUUAAUUAUUGUGAAAGGGUUAUUUGUGCACUAAGUGAUUUGUAUGUUUGUAAACAAACUAACAAAUGUAAAAUUCCAAAAACUAACUUGAAGGGAACCAGAAUAGAACUAAACUUGGUUUACUUUCAACCAAGUAGUUAAUUAGAAAUUGAUCAAGAACUAACACGAACUAAACAAAAGGUUGCAACCGAGUACUAAACCAACAACGGAACUAAACAUUAGCCAUAAUACCAAAUAUAGUGUUAACAUAGUGCUAAACUUAAUUCUUUAAACCAAAAUAAGGUUUAAACAGAAAAGAGGUAGAAAGGUUUAACUCAACUGGAAGUGUGUGUAUUAUAUGUUUGUAUGUGUAAAUGUUUUUUGUCCAUAUUUGUACUUUUUCAAUAAUAAGCUUAUAAUAAGCAGUUCAAGUUAUUCUUGGUCUGUGUUUUUUUUUUUUUUUGUCUGCUAAGCCAAAAAAAUUACUCCAGCAGCCGAACCUGUACUGGUCCAUCAUAUCCCCUUGUCCCCUUAUCCCUUACCCUGUAAACACCCCAUGGGAGUGUUACAGAAUUGGCGAGCCAGCCAGGAGUUAUUUUAAGGCUUUUUAGGUGUUGUACCCUCAACAUUAAAGCUUACUUUUGACCCAGACCUUCAAAAAUAGACCAAGUCCGGCAAAAAUAUGGACAUAGUUGACAAAGAAAACAUCAAAAUUCCCAACUCAGUUGUUAUUAGUGGGUUCACAGAUACCAGCUUGGAUGAUGAUUUAACAGACUUUCUGAACAGGUAUGGGCACAUCUCUAGGUUCAUAAGGAUUGACGAUUCGAAGUCUCCCUACCACAACAAUGCUAUUGAGUAUGAGAGUGGAGCUGCCUUCAUAGCCCUUGAACCCCUACUGCCCCAUACCAUUCAAAGUCAAAAUGAAACUUUCAACAUCAGAGCCUUGUCAAAUGAAUACAUGGAAACUGUUACGAACAGCGCCACCUCCAGUUUCUUCAAGGAACUGCAACAAAUAGCCAAGCUAACUGGCCGGUGUUUUGAAGCAGUUCUACAAGAACAUCUUUUAAGAUGCAGUCAGUCAAUUUCAAGUGACACCGAACCAGCCGAAAUUGGGUCCUCCAUCCAAAGCCACGAUUCUCCCUCAGUCACCAGUAAAAUCCAUGUUCAAAGUGAAUCUGAGGAAGUGACUAAAACCAAUUUGAGUGCCCAUCGAGUUGAACCUGUCCAGCCAACACAACAAGCUCAAGCAUCCGAUAUUCCGCAAAGCUUUAUCCGAUAUUCCUCUCACCCAGAGGUGCAAAAGGUUGUUGUUGAGCAUAUAGUUCGAAGUGAAACUGCUGUUUCUCAAAAGGAGUCACACUCAUUUCGCCUAAGACAAUUCUCUGGAAACUACCUUGCCCCAGUCACGAGGUUGACUUCGACACAUGGCGGACUAGUGUUGAGUUGGUACUCCAAGACCCAGAUUUGUCUGCUUUACAGCGUUCCCACAAGAUUUCUGACAGUCUAGUGCCACCUGCAGCAAGUGUAGUCAAAACCUUAGGCCCCAAAGCCUUGCCUUCCGCUUACAUUGAGCUGCUCAAUUCAGCAUUUGGCACAGUAGAAGACGGCGAGGAGCUUUUUGCAAAGUUCCUCAACACACUCCAGGAUGCCGGCGAAAAGCCAUCACAUUAUUUGCAUCGGCUACAAACAGCUCUUGCUAAAGCUCAGAAAAGAGGCGGUGUUUCAGCCAGUGACGCUGACAGACACCUAUUACGUCAGUUUUGUCGCGGAUGUUGGUAAAAUGCCCUUGUAGCAGACCUUCAGCUAGAAAGGAGGAAAGACAAUCCACCCUCAUUCUCAGAACUACUGUUACAGCUGAGAAUGGAAGAAGACAAGCUCACAGCUAAAGAAAGCAGAAUGAAGAAACACUUUGUUACAACUUGAUCAAAAGUAACUGACCAUGCUAUGGCUGCUCACAGUGAGCUUCCUGACUCUGCGCUGCAGUGCGACCUUACUGAGAUGCGAGCUCAAAUGACUGAGUUGCAAAACCAGCUGUCAAAGGUGAAAGCCCAAAAGGCAGACCAACCAGUCACUCCUCCGAACAACAUAGUCAAAGAGCUAAAAGCACAAAUCGCAGAACUCCAGAGCCAUCUAGCUAGACUCAAAUCUUCAAAUGCUUAUAAAACAGAAGUCGACACCAGAGUCAACAAGACGAAGACAAAGACUAAACUUAAAAUGCUCGACAAAACACUGACAACCCCAUUUGCAAAAAACAGACCAAGGCCCAGGUACUGCUUUCAAUGCGGCAAAGACGGUCACAUUGUGUCCACCUGCUCCAAUGAGGCAAACCUAUCCCUUGUCGCUGAAAAGAAGCAACAAUUAAGAGACAAACAGUCACAAUGGGACAAACAGCACAACCAAAACCAGCCUUUAAACUGAAAUCAGCCCUCAUUGUGGAACAAAUGAGUGCUUCUAAUGAAACUAGUCCCAAUUCAAAGGAUUCACACAAACACAAGAGACAUUUCUUGUACAACAAAUCAGCCACUGCAAACCUGCCCAAUGGUUUAAUUGGAGCCAAAUACACUGCUCACGUCCAAAUCAAUGGUCAAAAUUGCAGCUGUCUUCUUGACACUGGGUCUCAAGUGACCACCGUGUCACAAUGCUUUUAUAAAGCCCAUCUUUCUGACCUUGUUAUCCAUCCAAUAAAUGACCUACUUGAAAUAGGGGCUGCAAACGGUCAAGAUGUCCCUUAUUCAGGUUAUAUUGGAGUCGAAAUUGCCUUUCCAAAGAACUGUUUUGGCUCUGAAAUCAAGGUGUCCACAUUUGCGUUGGUUGUCCCAGACACAAGCUCUAACAUUCAGACCUCUCUUUUAACACUCUUGAUGUCUUUUACCAGAGUUUCUCUCAAACCAAUAUCCAUCCCCAAACUCUACCAUAUGGUUACAGAGUUGUGCUCAGCAUAUUACAGCAGAGACACAAACAGAAAGACAACAGUUUUCUUGGUCUAGUCAAGUUGCCAGGGAAAGAGUCAGAAGUGAUACCAGCAGGUCAAAGUCGAGUGUUGGAGGGGAUAGUCCAAGUACACACCAAAACAUCAGAUAGGUGGGUUGUUGUUGAAACACCCUCCACAUCCUUUUUGCCGGGAGGUGUCCUAGUUACACACUGUUUACUUACCAUUCCUGACAAACCAUCACAGAAGCUUCCUGUUGUGCUGCGAAAUGAAAGCCAACAUGACAUAGUUGUCCCUGCGAAAAGUGUCAUUGCUGAAAUUCAUGCAAUCCAGGAAGUUGUGUCAUCCUACCUGAUCCAAACACGUUCGGAGUCUAAGUCAAGUGGACGUGUCCUGUUGGACCUAGACUUUGCUGACGCUCCAGUCCCAACUGAAUGGAAAGACAGAAUCACCCAAAAGCUCAGUGCAAUGCCAGAGGUAUUCGCACAGCAUGACACAGACUUUGGUUGCACAAACAAAGUAAAGCACCAAAUAAAACUGAGCGAUGAACAGACCUUCAAACAUCGACCCCGUCCAAUAAGACCACAAGAUCUUGACGCAGUCCGAAGGCACUUACAGGAGCUGAGUGAGGCAGGUAUAAUCCGCGAGUCCGAGUCUCCCUUUUAAUCCCCCAUAGUGGUAGUGAGAAAGAAAAAUGGUGAUGUCAGACUCUGCGUGGAUUAUCGCAAGUUAAACCUUAACACUAUCAAGGACGCCUAUGCCCUCCCUAACUUAGAGGAGGCAUUUUCGGCCCUCACAGGAUCGAAGUGGUUUUCUUUCCUUGACCUCAAAAGCGGCUAUUACCAAAUCAAAGUUGACGAGAAGGACAAGCAUAAGACCGCCUUUGUAUGUCCCAUGGGGUUUUGGGAGUUCAAUCGUAUGCCCCAGGGCAUAACCAAUGCUCCCAGCACGUUUCAAAGGCUGAUGGAGAAGUGUAUGGGAGACAUCAACCUCAAGGAAGUCUUAGUCUUUCUAGAUGACCUUAUAGUGUUUUCGGAAACCCUUGAACAACAUGAAGCACGCCUUCUCCAUGUGCUGAGUCGUCUCAAAGAGUAUGGUUUGAAGUUGUCCCUCGAAAAAUGCAGAUUUUUCCAGACAUCCGUCAGAUACUUGGGGCACAUAGUAUCUCAGCAGGGAGUCAAGACAGACCCUGAAAAAAUUGCAGCACUCAAAACAUGGCCAAGUCCCAGAAAUCUGAAAGAGCUGCGCCAGUUUUUAGGUUUCGCUGGAUAUUACAGGCGAUUUAACAAAGACUUUUCUAAAAUUGUGAAGCCCUUAACAAACCUUACUGGUGGAUACCCACCACUGAGGAAGACCUACAGCUCCAAAACAAUGUCCUAUAUUUUGAGCCAAAAGCUCCUUUCGGUGACAGAUGGUCUGAAGGUUGUCAACAAGCAUUUGAAACAAUAAUAGACAAACUUACAACAGCUCCGGUGUUAGGCUUUUCCAAUCCUAAGCUUCCUUAUGUGCUACAUACGGACGCAAGUACGACAGGGCUAGGGGCAGCCCUAUAUCAAAAGCAGGAGGGAGAGAUGCGUGUGAUAGCAUACGCUAGCAGAGGUUUGUCCAAAAGUGAAGUUCGUUACCCUACGCACAAACUUGAGUUUUUAGCACUCAAGUGGGCCGGAACAGAAAAGUUUUGUGAUUAUCUAUAUGGGAGUCCUUUCACAGUAAUAACAGACAGUAAUCCUCUAACCUACAUUUUGACCACAGCUAUGUUGGAUGCAACAAGCUAACGUUGGUUGUCAGCCCUUUCGUCCUUCGAGUUCCAGCUCCAGUAUAGGGCAGAUAAGCAAAAUGUUGAUGCCGACGGCUUGUCUCGUCGUCCCCAUCCUGAACCAGUAAAUGAUCAUGUCUCUUUGAAAGAACAAGAGAGAAUCCGUCAGUUUGUAAAACAUCACUUACCUGGCAUGGAUCCUUUUGUUCGGGUCUCUCAAAAUGCUGUCAGUGCAAUCUGUGAAAAACAUCUAGUACUCCAGUCCCAUGACCCAGACAACAAUGCUGUCACUUGCCCUCUAGUAACAUCUUUGUCAGUGUCUAUCCAAGCUAUCCCAGACCGUUUUGAUCAGUGCAAUGGCUGUCCAGUCAUUACAAGUGUUUCUGAGGAAGAACUAAUACAAAGUCAAAGAAGCGACACAGCCAUAAAUUAAAUUAUACACCAACACCGUCAGUGCGCAAAGAAAUCCCUCAACUUGCUAUCCUCCUGCGGGAACUCAACAAGCUUGAGUUGCAAAAUGGCAUCCUUUACAGGAAAAGGCAAGUCGGUGAAGAAGUCCAGUACCAACUUGUUCUUCCUGAAAACCUGAGAGAGAUGGUCUUGAAAAAUCUUCACGAUGACAUGGGUCAUCUCGGAGUGGACCGCACCCUUAACCUUGUACGAACCAGAUUUUUCUGGUGAAAAUGGCCUUGGAUGUGGAACAAAAAAUCAAAACCUGGCACAGAUGUGUUUGCAGGAAAACACUGCCAGAAAAGGCAGCGCCCCUGGUAAACAUUCAAGUCACCAGACCUCUUGAAUUGCUCUGCAUUGACUAUUGAACCAGACCGUAGUAACACCAAAGAUGUCCUGGUCAUGACAGACUUCUUUACAAAAUAUGCAGUCGCAACUCCGACCCCCAACCAAAAGGCUAAAACUGUAGCCAAGGCCUUGUGGGAAAACUUCAUCAUUCACUAUGGUUUCCCAGAAAAGAUUCAUAGUGAUCAAGGUGCAGACUUUGAAUCAAAAACUAUCAAGGAGCUUUGCGACCUUGCUGGAAUUCAGAAGGUCAGAAAAACACCCUAUCAUCCCAGGGGAAACCCUGUGGAGAGAUUUAAUGAGACACUUUUAAACAUGCUUGGUACACUCAAGGAGGAAGACAAAAGCCAUUGGCGUGAUCAUGUUAAGCCGCUUGUGCAUGCAUAUAACUUCACCAAACAUGAAAGCACAGGGUAUAUGCCAUAUGAGCUAAUGUUUGGUGGGCAGCCCAGGCUACCUAUUGACCUUGCUUUUAAUGUUCCCUUGAACCAACGUCAGCAACAAUCUCACUCUCAGUAUGUCAAAGCCCUCAAAUCUCACCUUCAAGAGAGCUAUAAAUUGGCUACCGAAAGUGCUGCCAAAGUUGCUGAAAGAAACAAAGUCCGAUAUGAUCAGCAUGUUACUGAAUCUGUUCUCGAUAUUGGUGAUCGUGUACUUGUAUGAAAUGUCCGGCUCAGAGGAAAAAAUAAGUUGGCUGACAAGUGGGAAACACAGGUUUAUGUUGUGGUAAGUCAAAAGGGCAACUUACCUGUCUACACAGUCAAGCCUGAGCAUCAAGAUCAUCCCACUAGAACUCUUCACAGAGACCUUUUGUUACCUUGUGGGUUCCUGCCAGCUAUACCAAAAGCCCCUCCCACAGCCAAAGGAAACUCUCGCAGACCCAGUACACGUCAACAUCCUACAACGGAUUCUGAACCAGAGUUUCAGUAUAACUCUGAAGAAGAGGAUAACUACCCACUAUGUUACCUUCCAGGUCCUCCAAAGGAAAUCUUCAGGACAGUUGAGGAAUACAGAGUAGCCCUUCCUCCCAAAACUUGCCAAAGUCCGGCUGUUGAGCAAUCCAACUCCGAUAUCUCGGUCCCAGAAAUUGUAACAAUUCCUGAAAAUGCUCCAGAGGACAUUGAAAACUAAGGAAAUUAUGACAAAACACCUGAUUGUGGAAACUUACCAGAUUGUGGAGAACUUCAAACGGAAAAUGGAAAUGAACCUGAAAAAGAUAACUCAUUUGUUCCUGAAAAGGAAGGAGGAAUUCAGACAAACACGGAGAUGACAAAUGAUGAACCACAUGCAAACGAGACAACUGAAACUGUAAUAAUUGAAGACGACACAGAAACAAAUGAUCCUGACGUAGGACAAAAUCUUCCAGAGUGAGGAAGACACUCAAGCAGUUAACCUACCCUCAGUUAGGUAAUCCUCUCAUUACCAUAGUUAAGUCCCUCUUCCAAAGUUUAAGUCAAGUUGUUACAAGUUCUAUCGAAAUACAUGGCCUGAACAGAACAAGAAUUUCAUUGCAUAGUAUAACUGCUGUUUUACUGUGCAUAUGACAAUAAAACUCUUGAAUCUUGAAAGUAGUUUAAACUGUACUUUAUGCAAAGGGACUUGCAUAGAUUUAACUUGCAUAGAUUUAGAUUGGGUGUAACCUAGGUUAACUGGAUGCUGAAAAGUAAAAGCCUGUUAAUAAAAACAGCAAAUACUUUGUAUAAAGAAACAAUAUGAGACAAUGUGGUUAUAUAAUCUGUAAAUAUGUGUAUACUCUAUGUUGUUUAAAACCUGUUAAAAUGUGAAAAGAAUGUAAAUUAAUUGGUUAUUGUAAUUUACGUUUGAAUUACGGAAAUGUGACUUUAUUUUGAACGGGUACGUUGCUACGUAACCCAUGUGACUAGCUCCAUUUCCUGUACAGAGGAGGGAGAGCAUUACACAGUCAGCACAUAGUGCGCAGCAGAAGGAGAAGAGCAGGAAACUUUCCGGAAAAAUGUGAAAACGUGUCUAAAUACUAUUUUUGUUGUCUGAAGAAAGUGUAAAGAAGGUAUUUUUGAUUUUCCACCGUGUUCCUGUUUUGGAGAUGUUUUAUUUUCUCGAACGGGACUUGGCCAAUUAGAUUGGGUUGAAGAACUAUCGAGAUAGAUCGACAUAAGAGAACAUGUGCAGGAGCACAUGUGCUUGAGAUAAAGAUGGCGAGCCACCCACGGAACCUGUGAACUGCGCAUGCGCCAGGACCAGUUCAGGAGCAACAAGCCCUCUGCUGACCGGUGCAUGGUACUACAACUGGAUUUGCAGACGGUGUGGACUUUUGGACGGUCAUGUGACCUGAGAAAGACAAACAGAAUGAAAUGGUUGCAGCUUUUCGGACGGCUGAAAGGCGUCGUCAUAGGGAUGAUUCACGUCCAAGCUUUGCCAGGAAGUCCACUGGGACGCAUGAAGAUGUCCCACAUCAUUGAAGAAGCUUGCAAGGAGGCGAGCAUCUACCGUGAUGCAGGACUUGAUGCAGCCAUCAUCGAGAACAUGCACGACCUGCCCUACUCCUUGUCUCCCGGCCCGGAGGUGUGCGCCUGCAUGACAUCGGUGUGCGGGGCCGUGAGGAACAUCUGUCCAGACAUUCCUCUCGGGGUGCAGCUCUUAUCUUCUGCCAACUCGCAGGCGCUGGCGGUGGCUCUGGCUUCAGGUUUGGACUUCAUCCGGGCCGAGGGCUUCAUCUUCUCUCAUGUGGCAGACGAGGGCCUCGUCCACGCUUGCGCGGGAGAUCUUCUGCGGUACCGCAAGUCGAUUGGAGCAGAACACGUGCACAUCUUCACUGAUAUCAAGAAGAAACACAGUUCUCAUGCGCUGACGUCAGACGUGAGCAUCGAGGAGACGGCUCAGGCGGCAGAGUUCUUCCUCUCAGACGGCCUCAUCAUCACCGGGUCAUCCACAGGACAGGAGGCGAACCUCCGGGAGCUCCGAGACGUGUCACGCUGUGUGAGACUUCCGGUGCUGGUGGGUUCUGGCGUAACGUACGACAACUUGGAGCGCUACCUCGGCGCCAACGGGCUCAUCGUGGGCUCUCACUUCAAAGAUGGCGGCGUGUGGAGCGGCAGCGUGGACAGGGAGCGUGUGGUGAGAUUCAUGACUAAGAUGCGUCACCUGCGAGGAGGCGGAGCCCAUAAAGACGCUUCGGCGCCAUCUUAAGAAAGAUUUAUUUUUACAUUUUUUUUGUACAUUUUAUAAAUAGACCCAAAUAAAAAAAGCGCAGUAUUUACACAUCUAACAGGAAAUCAAGUGAAAAUGUCACACUAGAACAUGUUUUUUUCUUGCUUUUUGGACUGUACAAUGUUUGAUGAAGGCACACCCGUGUGGCAUCAUCAUCACUUCCUCUUCCACUUUGCAGAGGUGUCAAUAGUUGUACAGACGCUGGCUGGGCUGCUUGAAGUGUCCGUAGCGCCUCUCUGACGCCAAGAAGCGCGUCUUGACCAGGUUCUGCCUGGCGAGGGCGCUGCGGCUCAGCCUCUUGCGCUCGGCUGCACCCCAGGCCCGCUGGGGCGCCAUCAGCCGCACGUCCACAGGCAGCAGGAUGCCCCACGCCGCCAGACGCCAUGAGAUGUGCCGCCUCACCGCCGCGGACCUGGGAGGGAAGACGGGAGGGUCACAGUCACAUGUCAUGCAGACACCAAAUAGGUACGUUUACACAGGUGAUAUCGUGUCUUCAUGGAUCGGAAGGAGCGUGGACUCGCCUUGGAGAGUUAUCAUCAUCCGAACCAUCCUCCUCCUCCUUAGUUCCACUCAUCCUGCGUCUCAUCUGAUAGACGGACAUGCUGGGGUGCUCGAUCAGCAGGUUCUCCAAGGAGUCCGCCUCGGGUGCCAACAGCGGUCCAUUGUCUGUCACAGGAACAUCCUGCCAGUGGUUGUGUGUGUGUGUGUGUGUGUCUGUCAGUCACAUUGCGGUCUAACCUGGCAGAUUAACAACGACCCAUCCGCCCUCCUCAGACUCCAGUAGCUCCUCCAGAGUGUCGCCGCUCGUCUCAUAGUCGCCGCCGCUGCCGCCGAGCAGUUGGGAGAGGAUCUUGCCAAUCAUCGUCACGGCAACCUAUGAGCAAGACAACCUAAGGAACGUUGCAAUAAAACUAAAUUCAUUGGCCAUCGCAAAGGAAAGGAAUUGUCGCCCUUUUGUGGCCACACGAGGGAAGCGCUGCCUGCUUGGAGCUCCCAGCUGCCUUUCACGCUGCUUUAAAAACAGCACGUAUGGCUGAUGAUGCACAGAUGUUACAUAAUCCUGUAACAACUAGCUGGGAUAGGGGGGCGCUUCUGCACCCGCAACCCAACCCCUCAAAACAACAUUCUAAGGCAAAUAUAUUUGCAAAUUGUUGGGAUUUGAUCGUCAACAACCGAGCUCGAUGAUGACGUCACACAGGUCGGACGUACGGGAGUGCAUUUCAUAUUCAUAACAUUUCGUCAAUCGAGGAAAAGGCUUCUUGAGACGUCAUGACGUCUCAAGAAGCCUUUUCCUCGAUGGACAACAACUGUACGACUGA
Messenger RNA from Dunckerocampus dactyliophorus (ringed pipefish), 10899 nucleotides. RefSeq lists its product as uncharacterized. Lineage: Eukaryota; Metazoa; Chordata; Actinopteri; Syngnathiformes; Syngnathidae. The transcript has 9 exons. Bases 8600 to 9559 code for a protein of 319 amino acids. The record is from RefSeq and is a predicted model, not a curated record.